Messenger RNA from Physcomitrium patens, 2333 nucleotides. RefSeq names its product F-box protein SKIP17. Gene Ontology annotation, cellular component: SCF ubiquitin ligase complex. The record is from RefSeq and is a predicted model, not a curated record. Gene Ontology annotation, biological process: SCF-dependent proteasomal ubiquitin-dependent protein catabolic process. Lineage: Eukaryota; Viridiplantae; Streptophyta; Bryopsida; Funariales; Funariaceae. Gene Ontology annotation, molecular function: protein binding.
AGAGUGUACUGGCGAGAAUGCACGCCGCUCGCAAAUGUUGCAUUGAAGGCGAGUUGUGGCGAUUUCGUAAUGGACACUGUUGCGCCGUCGGUAAGGCAUUGGUGUGCUGUAAUUCGGCACCUGGAUGAGGCGCUAUUGCAUUAAGUGUGUAGCAGCAGGUUGUUGCGGAUUGAAGAGGUUGUGAAUUGAUGGAUUGGAGGAGAUUUGUGGCUGCGUUGAAGGAGAAUAGGUGAAUUACGACGUUGAAGGAAGCGAAUGUGGUGACAACAUGUCGCAACCACUUGGAGAGGCGGACUUGCUUCGAGGGAAGAAGAGGCGGUCGAGCGGGGGCGGGGGUUUGGUGGCAGGGGAGCAGGGGUGGAGUGAGGAGAUGGAUGCUAUGUUGGAGACGCUGGUGAGGAAUGAUGACCUAGGGAUGUUGAGCAGUGCGUUGGAGCGGAUUAUUAUGCAGCAGAAGUCGGAAUUCGAGAAGGCAUACGUUUUGGAGAAGUCAGCGUGCUUUGGUUUGCGGUUGCACGAGGUGGCGGGUAAAUUGACGCGGCAGCAAGCUGCUCAGCACAAUUCUGCCGUGUGGCCUCUCACGCACGACCUGACGGUCAAGGUAUUCUCUCUCUUAGGCACACAAAGCUUGUGUCAGGCUGCAGUAGCAUGCAGUAUGUUUAACAGAAUGGCCAUGGAUCCCGCCUGCUAUGUGGAGGUGGAUUUGACCAUGCGAGGACUGGUCACUGUUGGCAAUCACACUGUUUCCAAGCUCGUUCAUCAAGCUGGUCAAUGUUUGCGGUCUUUAAAGUUGGGAGCACUACCUCGUCUGAACAGGACACCUCCGGUGAUGAUUGUUCCAAAAUUAGACUCAGCUGGCGAGCUACAGCUGUUUCCUGUUGAUCUCUCUGUUACACCCAAUCGAGUUUUUCCUACAAGAUGCAUGGCGUUUGGUCGUGAUUCCUUGACCAAAUAUUGUCUCGACUCCCUUACAGAAUAUCAUGGACUUGCUGGGUCUUCAUUGACCAAACUUCACCUUUUUAAUUUGGAGAAGAUGGACACUCACCACCUUUGCCGAGCACUAUCUGCGUGCCCUUGUCUGACUGAUCUGGAAGUUGUGGGCCUCAGACGAAUAAGUAUGCGGACUUUAAUAGAGUGCUUGGGGUCUCACUGCCCGAAACUCAACCGUCUGUACUGCGAGCAAGGAAAAAUGGAUUGGAAACAAUAUCCCGAAGAGAGCCUGAAAACAAAGUCAUGCAACCAGCUUAUCAAGGGGUGUCCUGAUCUGUCUUACCUUGCCUUGCGCGGCUAUGGAGUAUCCGAUCGAAGGGUGUUCAUGUUGCUAAAGGGUUUGCUCAAGCUGUCUACAGUAGACUUUUGUGGAGCAUUAAAGCUUACUGGUGUAUUUCUCAGAGGUAUUGUGGGACCAGGAGAUCAACCAUCGCAAUUAAAUACAAUUUUGCUACGGGAUUGCCAUAGGCUUAAAGAGGCUGAAGUGGAGCGUUUCUUAUACAUGCUCAUCAGUGGGGAAUGCAAGAAUCUUCGCCAUCUUGAUAUCUCCAACGAGGGUGGACUUGCAGCAAGAGAUUGGUUUCACAAACCAUUGAGCUCAAGCACAAAGCAGGCUAUAUUACGGGUGCGACAAGAGCGGACUCUGCUGUGUCUUCUCGCUGAUUUCCCUGAUCAGAAAAGCAGUGAAAGUGGCUCAAUGUCAGACAGCUUCGACGAUAGGGGUGACAGCGAACCACUAGGGACAUACUCUACUGAUUCUUCAUCCAGCUCUGAUAGCGAUAGCGACGAUGGUGAAUUUUUGAGUCCUAUGAGUCCUGAAGACAAUCCUUUGCAUCGCUGGUUCGAGAGCCCAUAUCCUGGUGUCAGUGACAUUCUGGAGUCCGAACCAGAGUGAUGAUGAUCGGCACAUGAGCAUAUUUCCCAAUGGUCCCCUUGAACUUGACACCGACUUCAGUUUGGAACAUCAUGAUGGCUAUCCUCCUGUGAGGGUUGAACAUCAGUGGCCUGGGGUUGAUAGUGAGCAUCCAUUACUGGUCCCUCGUUGCUGCAUUUAUCGUGCCUUGGAUUGUUGCAUGAAGAGAUGAUGGUAUCUCUGAUGACAUUUUCCAGUUAAACAUCUUCCGGUUGUCAUUCUGAGGGAAGGUUUGUGCAGUGGGUUCAUCAGUCCAGAGUUUCUGCAGACGCAGUCUUGUGGUUCUCCUUCAGGAAGUUAGCAAAGCUGCAAAUUUGAAUCUUUUAGAAAUGUUUCAUGUGGAUGUCACACCACUUUAUACAAAAAAUUGGUGACGGUUUUUAAAAAUUGAGACCUUGGAUUAAAAUUCUAGGUCUAGUCAUUCUCACCA